Messenger RNA from Anopheles funestus (African malaria mosquito), 6434 nucleotides. RefSeq lists its product as uncharacterized. The coding region runs from base 3229 to 4410 and encodes 393 amino acids. Gene Ontology annotation, cellular component: cytosol. The record is from RefSeq and is a predicted model, not a curated record. The transcript is spliced from 3 exons. NCBI's taxonomy places the organism in Eukaryota, Metazoa, Arthropoda, Insecta, Diptera, Culicidae. Gene Ontology annotation, biological process: neurogenesis.
GAUUGAUGAAGUUUUCUGUUCGUUGAAGUUGUAAAUAGUAUAAUGGCAUUUAUAUGUAGAUAUUUGUUUUUAUCUUAUCAAGCGAUCAAGCUAAAUGACGUAUCAAAAGCUGUUUUUAUCUCCAAUAGUCCACCUUAGUGGCAUAAGAGUUAAGAUAAGAAGAAGAACAAUCUUUCUAAAAGUACGGUCUUCAAGUAAGUUUUCAGCGUGUUACAAAAGUUAGCGCCACCGAUACAUUACGAGCACAGCGUUGUCAAAUUCCAGCAGAGUGGAAUCAUAUCGAACCCGGAAAAACGGGCAGAAUGUGAUAAUAAACAAUUGCUGAUUUGGAUAAAAAUUAUAUGCAGAAUAGUGGAUGGAAAAUUCUAUAUCAUCCGUAGUGUAGUCCAUAUUUGGCACUAUUAGACACUAUUUGUUUCGAUCGAUGAAGAUCGCUCUUAAGCCUCUUGUUACUGGUCUUCAAAAUAAAAAAAGAAAUUGUUUUUUGGUUUAGCAUUAAACACAUUCUAGAGAUGUAGGAAAAAGAUAAUGGUCUUUCGAAAAAAAACUAUGUAGUAAUUAUUCACAACAAACGCUUGGAUUUUUACACCCCAUACUAUAUUGGAAUGGAAUUGGAGUCUUAGUUAAUCAUUAUGCUUUUCUCAAUCCCAAAGAAAAUUUGAUCUUAUCAAUAAUCUAAUUACAGUACAACAUCCUCCAUAACAUCAGUACAAAAUUAUAGUUUUCUUUAUGCCAUUGCAAACAGCAUCCCAAAAGAUCGUUAUAUUACAUUACCAAUGCGGAGUGUUAUCACCUUUUUAAAUAUGCUUUGUUCUACGUUACACUUUCAAUGAUUCAAUUAUCAUUCCCCUGGCCCAGAGACAUAUAAAUAGGCUAUACAUGUACGCUUAUAAAAUGUGGACCAACGGCACUUAACCAUUACGCAUGUUUUAAAAAUUGCAUCGAAUUAAUUUAUAAGUAAAACAUUAAUACCAUAUUGUGUCCACUUAGAGGACACUGAUAUCUGAACUAUUGUACUAUUGUUUUAGUACAGUUUUCAAGCUGUUCUUAACUUGUGUAGGAUGCGACAAAUAUAACGCAGAUAAAUAACUGAUGUUCAAUGCUUAACACCGACAAGUUCGCCAUUAGAUCACACAAACGGCAACGCGUCUUAUCAAUGUUUGCCCGGGAAGAAAGCCUAGAGUUACGAGUAACAGAAGUUACCGCCACAUUUCUUUGUAAAUUAUCGCACCCCUCAAAUUUCAACCACACCCUUACGCUUAAACUGUACUGUUCAUCCGAAAAUGCGCAAUCUGCUCACGGAGGCGAUCGAUGAUGACGAUCAUGUGUUUAAAGUCGGGCGACCAAACCAAACCUUUUUCACCCCAGCACCACCCCACCGUUACGCGUUACUCUUCUUCGCACGUACGGCCUAGCGCUUUGUAAGGGAGAAUACGCAAAAGAAUAUACUUUAAUUACCACCAUCUGGUGGUGUCGGGAAAACGGUGCGCACCACAAACAAAAACAGUGGUGACAAACAUUCAACAACACCCCAGCGGCAGUAUUCGUUUGUACAGCCACCGUUACCGACACCAAAUAUCGGUUUCGGUAUUGCUUUGCCCUGCUGCUAGAGGCUGCACCAUGUCGACACUGUGCCCUACGUAUAAUCAAUUUGCACAAGAUAAGAAAUUAAUCAAAAUCGUAGAAUGACCUCGCUUGAUGGUUCGUAGUUGGAGACGGUAGUCACAUGGUUGGUUGAAAAUGUUCAAAUUGAACAUGCUUUAAUUGUGGCUCUUCCGGUAGUGGCAACUCGGGACGAGGCGGACUUUUUGGGUUAUCUUUAUGCAAAUAAGAUGGCCCAGGUUGAAUUGCUGCUUUCACGGUUCAGAAAUAGAAUAUUCCUUUUUUGUUAUGAAACAUCCUAUAAUGUUAAUCGCAAUGAUCUUAUGUCCAAAAGCGCAGGUUCUAUUUCUGAUAUGCCUGGCCGAAAGUGAAGCAUACGCAUAGAAAUGGCUAAUCUAUAGUCAACUUUAAUCAAACAUUGGAUUGGCAACACGUCAUAUUCUGAGGUGUUCCCCGAUCGAAGUGCAUUCACAGUGAAUCAUUUUAUUGCGUUUCGGACUAAACAUAGCACAAGUGGUUAUCCUUUAUUGCUACUACCGUAUUGUUGUGAGGCAUCGUAAUUUUGUUUAGGGCAUUAAAGGUCAUUUGGAAUAUGUUCAUCGUUAUGAUCUAUUUCGGGAACUUGAAGCAGAUUAUUUUGGAUAACAAUUGUAGAAAUAUAUUCACCCACUUUAACACAAACCUUGCCGAUUUUGUAUUGAAUAAUAUAAGGGAAAUUCAAUACUCUCUGAGCAAAUUAAAAACCAGAACUGUUAACCAAGUAAUAUCAUACCCUAAAUUUACAACCAAAAACUGAUCUUCACUAGACCCCCAUUAUCGAUAGCGAUUAACCUUGAUUGCGAAAUUUCGUAUGACUCGUCCAUUGAAGAGUACAGAGCUUUUACACCACAUAAAGCAAUGCAAGGGCCUGGCACAGCUUUCCUUAAAUGACUUAUAAUACAGGAGGCCUAGUUGAAUGAAAACACUUCGACGAGAAGAAAAUUACGCGCAACUAAAAAUGUGUCCACUCGAAAGGUUGGGAUGCCUAUGUGUGUAUAUAUAUAGAAGCCCUAUUAGUCAUCAGCUGCAAGAAUGAUUAUCGCAUGAUGGGCAGUGGGGCUGGGAAUGUAGGAAAGAUGGCACUUAGAUGCACUCGCGGAAUCAGAGCACUCGCGGAAGGUGUAAAUGGCACGGAGUAGACAAAUCGACAAACAUACACAUACAUUAGAGAGAAAGACACACACGUUCCGUCCACACACUGUGCUGUCGAAAGUGUUCGAACAGUAUCUCCCGGUAUCGCGGUACGCAGGCACGUAAUCAAAGAAUCGGCUUAUCAGUUUAGUUCCCUCCGUACGCACACGCCCAUACCCGCUACCUUGAUGUUCACCCAAUAUUCACGCUUCAUUUAAGCAACGCCAAACAUCUGCGGCGGAUCGGUAUCGAGAAUCAGUUCACUAGCGAAUGUACCGACGCGCAGAAGUGCGCCAGACAACCGCACGCGCGUCACUGCUCGACCAGGAAUGUAGCCACUGAGUUUUGGUGAAGAACUUCGCAAAAGAACACCAAACAGGAGACUCAACACGAGCAUACUAGUAGUGGCAAAUAGUUCGCAUACGCUUCCCGAAUCUGCGAGUACCUUGCGCAAUCAUGGUGCAACCAUUUACUAACAACAUUGAGGCCAACGGAGGCGGAGGAGGUGGUGGCCGACCUACAAAUGUUCCGCUGCCGACGGCUCCACCAAUGGAUUCACCGGCCAACGACGACCAGUACGUGGACUUCCUGGUGUUGGGCAAUAAGGAAAACUAUCUCGUGCGUGCAGAACGGAAACCGAUCCUUGACUCCAACACCGGAUUGGCACAGAUGCUGUCCAGUGGCGGUGGUGGUGACAGCAAGUGUGUGGUGCGCGAUGUUAAUCGGGACAAUUUCGAGACAUUUGUACGUUACCUCGAAACGAAGUUUAUCAAAUUCAACACGCCAACACAUGCACUGGAGAUGCUUGAACUAGCGACACGUUUCCAGUGCCGCCAGCUGGAGAUAUAUUGCGUGAAGGAGCUCGAUCUCAAUCUGCACGUCGACCACGUGCUGGAAGUCUACCGUGCGCUUUGGUUUUACAACUCCAUUGCUCCACCAAAAGUCCCUCCAAAGGAGGCGAAAAGACGUUCCCGGUGUCCCCGGGCACACAAAUCGGACACUGCCAGUGGACCACUUACGCCGGAGGAAUAUUUUGCCGCAUUGUUAAACAACUGUUUGCAGCUGAUCGAUAUGCACGCGGAGGAAGUAUUCACGCAGGAGGCCAUGCUUACGUUGCGCUUCCCGGAACUGGAAAUGAUCGUGAAACGGGACGCACUGCAGCUGUCCUCCGAAACGGUGCUGCUGGAUGUACUCGCGCGUUGGAGUCUUGAAGACUGUAAGCGCAAACACAUUGACCCUACCGCUGAGAACCGUCGGCGUGCUCUUGGGGCACUCUGUUAUUCCCCGCGUUAUCUUACCAUGUCGCGGCGUGAAUUUGAUACCGCCCGCGAACGCAUUGAAUUGCUCGAUCCGGCCGAAUCGCAACUCGUCGGUGAUAUACUGACCGGUGGCAUGCGACGAUCGGCCGCUAAUCUCACACCCGAGCAGCAAACACUUGUCGCACGGUUCCGGGCGCCACGACCCGACUUUCCGCUGCUACCGGUACAGCUCAGUGCCCGAAGCCACCCUCGCAACUACCCGAAGAAAAUGCGAAAAGCGGCUGCCGAUGCCGAACGGGAACAGGACGGUCCCAAGAAGGGCUGCUGUAAUCGGCUACUGCUGAACUGUUGUUCCGUGUUUGCCUGUAUUUUUGACUAGCGGUGCUGCCUGUAGGGAAUGCCUGGGACAAAAUGUUGAUGAUGAUGAUGAUGUCCCUUUCUUCAUGAGUAUACAAAGGUUUUUUUAAACAAAAAAAAAACUGGAGAGUUGAUGAAUCUCGUUACGUUAGCUGCUGCGCGUGCAAACAUCAUUUGAGAGACUACGACCACCACCAACGACCCACCGAAAAAAGGCAUCUCACAUUCACCCAUGGAACUACAGCCCUACAGCGGCAUAAAACGCGACACUCAACAAAGGGACAAUUUUCUCCGCAUCCGUAAGAAAUCUCUAACACGAGGAAAAGCAGACAAACAGCAGGACUCGACUGGACGACGACUGCCGCAUUUUCUUCGUUACGACAUGACACGCUUUGAUCACAGCAAGCUUAGCAUGCUUCUGUUUUUGUUAACGUUUUUCUUCACCAUUGUUUUUCCAUUCCUACUAAUGGAUUCAGAUAUAUCAUCCCGCUAUAUAGUACCGUAUAUUAAUUUGUAAUUCGUUGGCUAACUAAAAUCGAUAGUAGAGUUAGGAAUGGUAUUAGCGUAUAAAACGAUAUCAUCACGAGGGUUACAAAGCCAAGCUUCUCAGUUUAGACGUUUUCUAAGCAACCGACAUUGGCCAACGGUGUGCCCUUAUGUGACUACUAUUAUUGUUGUUGAAUGUAUUAUUAAUUGCGUAUCCUCUGAGAGAUAUGGUUAGAACAAGAUGUUUAUGUGUUUUGAAUUUAAACCAAUUCGUUAUCGUAAAACGACGUCCGUAGAGAACAUGUGAAUGCAUGAGUGUGAAAGAGGAAACACUGAAGGGAAGCAAAAGCAUAGACACACAACAAAGAAAACCCAUAGCACAGGGAUUGCUUUAGUUUAUCGUAAAACAUACAUUCUACAAACAGCCUACAACGAAGUGCCAUCUAACUACAGUACAGCUUGGGUACACACAGCCACGCAAUCCAAUUUAUUGCCACCCACACAUUUGUUCGAAGUUCUCGCCGGUAUUAUAUCAGUAUAAAUCCUUUAUAUAGCGCGCUUUACGCUGCUCGGUGUAUCCUAUGCCUCCGGGAUGUAGGGUAAUGGGCAGUGUGUUAUCCAAAAUAUAUAACAAAUAUGUCUAUACACGUAUGUUCGAUUAUAAUAUCGUUCGGUGAGCGCUAGGGGAAUAUAGAACCAAUCUUUAUGCUGCAUGUUAUAUAUUCUAUCGUUAGACAAAUGAUUACAGUGAAACGCAUAGCACCAUCAUCACUAUAUUUGAACCCGCAACAGAGUGUAAGUUUUGCUCCUAGAUCCAUUCGUUUAUCAUUCGUUACGUGAACAGAUAAGAUGCUCUACUGGCGCACUCGAUAAGUUUGCUUUUAACAAAUCGUAGCCCAUAUUAUUCCGUUCGUGCUGUAGAAACGCGUAGGUUCUACAAGCAGGCGCGUGUUAUAUGCUAUGCAAUCAUGCAGAUUUUAAUCAUUAGGUUUUAAAGAAAAGUUGUGUCAUUAAUCAAAGGAUCAAUGGGGGAGAAAAGACAACAGACAGGGAGACUAACUCAAAUAAAGCCACGUGAAAAGCACAGCUUAUCUCUGCAAAACCUGUGAAAAAUGGUGUGUAGAACAAACCGACUAAAAGUGUAGCUGAAAGUGAACGUAAAUUUGUGAUUUAAAGACAAAACAAAACAAAAAAAAAUGAUAAUUUAAAUGUUACGCUACGCGCGAUACGCUGUUGUAAUGGAAAUUUUAACUAUAAUCGUUUAGAUUGAAUUUUACGAUUUAAAACAAACAGUUUGUAUUGUCGUCUUUCGGAAAGUUAUUUUUUCGUUUACUAUCCAUUUGUUUAGAAUGCAGCUUAUCCCCCCGCCACAAGGCUUAUCAAAGCGUACAGACACACGGAAUCUAAUUUGGGACUCCGAGAGCAGUUUAGGCAAGGAUGCACCAGGGAGGGAUGAUGACGCUUCCUAGUGAUCGAUAGAAUCUUUUGGUUUUUCUGUUUCGGAAAAAAUAAAAUACAAUACUUUUAAAUAAAGAAAAACAAGCAUUUUUUAUUAGCAAA